Molecule: messenger RNA, 1331 nt
Organism: Hydractinia symbiolongicarpus
Lineage: Eukaryota; Metazoa; Cnidaria; Hydrozoa; Anthoathecata; Hydractiniidae
Exons: 2
Coding region: 219-1190 (323 amino acids)
Biological process (GO): adenylate cyclase-activating G protein-coupled receptor signaling pathway
Cellular component (GO): plasma membrane
Molecular function (GO): G protein-coupled receptor activity
Source: RefSeq, a predicted model, not a curated record
CAAGCAAGAAGCUGAUAAUUAGCACUAGCAAGUUAUUUUUUUAUUUCGUGCAAAUAUUUUUUAAUUUUUAAUACGUAUGUUUGCAAAAUAAAUUUCGGUCAUAAAAAAGAAACGAAAAAAUUGUUCCGUGUUAAUUAUGAAUAUUCCUCUUUAAAAUAUUCAUAUUACCAAAUAUUUGUCUAAUUUUAUCGUGAAGUUGUAAACAUUCACUUAAACGAAUGGACGUGGUAACACUCUUUGGAGUGAAUAAAGUUAACGAAAUAUCAACACAAAAUAACACCUUAAUCACACCAAAGAAGGAAAGCAGAUACGAUUUGGCAUUAUAUGGACUGGAUAACGGUCAAUUUUACGCCAUCCAUAUACCAGCGUUAACAUGUAUUUUUUUAAGUUUGAUAACAGCUAUACUGGUACUAUAUUUUUCAUUUAAACAUCAAAGAAUAUCAACAUUUUUCACAUGGACAAAAAGUGAACGGUUUGUUGUGUAUCUUGCCAUUUGCGAUGCCUUGUUUAAUAUCUGUCACUCAAUGGAUCAUUUGCAUAUUGUCAUCAAAAAAGAUCAUGUCUACCCCAAAGCACUUUGCGAGUUUUAUGGCAUCAUGCUAGCCGAGUUCAUUACUGCCCAGAACUUGAUGGUAAAUGUGGUUUCUAUCAACGCUUUUGUUUUGAUUUACUUUCGUAAAAAGCUUGAAUUUGGAAAAUAUGAUUGGAAGUUGUUGUUAUGGAUGUUUGGAACACCAGCCAUUGGUAGUAUGAUAGCUCUUGGGACUGGAUCUAUGGGACCAAAUGGAACCUUCUGCUACUUUGAUGGUGUGAAAGGAGAGUACGCGAAUUUAUUCUUCACCACAGUGCCUUUGCUUUUAAUUCUCACCGUAAACAUCAUUAUGUAUAUUUUAACAUGGUACCGCAUUCAAAAAGAGGAGCCAAAGUUCAAAGAUGUUUCUGGCAAGGGUGCUCACAUGGUCCGGGCAUCACAUCGAGCAGCUAAGACUAUGUCCUUAUUUGUUGCAGCUUUCUUUAUACAAUGGUGGGCGAUGGCUUUGUAUGGUGUGUGGCAAUUAGUAGCAGAUGUUCCGCAAGCGUUGUUUCAGUUUGUUACGACCUUCUCUAACAUUGGAGGAAUCUUAAAUGGUGUUGUUUACGCAAUUAUAAGAAGUCGAAAACGUGAUACGGAAAGUGUUGCUCAUCACUGACUCUCAUGCUUCAUUUCAGCAACACAAGUUUAAACCUACUAAAAAAGACGGAAAUAGUAAGAAAUUAAAAAAAAAACUGUAAUUAUGAGACAUAUCUGCAAUCCUGUUUAAAAAUAUUCAAGAUGAAACCCACAAGCAAUA